ACCAACGCUAUAGCAUAAGGCAAUCACUUUCCUAGACUGGUCACUGCUGGCUGUGUACAACGUGCUGCGUGUUCCCCGCGAAUUUCUUUUGUCAGCAACCGGCCGGGGAUGCAACAAGCAACCCAAAAACUACUCAAGAGAAGACCUAGACGCUACGGGCUCAAUCCUGUACAUACAUUCAGUGCAAAGCUAUACUUAACCCAAGUUCUAUUAGCCUCUUAAGCAAUGCCUUCCAAGAAACGCGCUGAAAAGGAAGACAUCAUCCAGUCAAUCUUAUCUCUAUCCCUCAAUGAAGCAGUUGGUCUGCAGCUCGCAGAGCCACUCCCUCAAACGGCUUGCCGAGCAGUCCUUCAACUCACCACAACGAAGAAACACUUGACGCCUGUGGGUUCGUUUCAUGGUGGCUUAUUCGGUGUUGCACUGGAUACGUGUGCGUUGAUGGCUACCUUGAAUGCACUAGAUCAAGACGAACAUGCCGUCACUGUUGCGAGUGCCAUGCAAAUCAUUGCCGGUGUUGCAGGAGAGGGAAAGCAAGUAACAUUUGAGAUGCGAUUGCUGAAAAGAACAAAGAGACUGGCAUUCUUGGAAGGGGAGGCACGCUCAGCGGAUGGCAAACUGCUCGCCAAAGCAACCUUCACGAAAGCCAUUGUUCAACUUUCACCAAAGGCGAGUAGAUUGUAAGAUACGUAUAUAUAGGUAAAGGGACGCUUAGCCUGACCAAUUGAUGGAUUUCAAAUCGAUCCCAUCCUGCACCAUCUCCCACAAGGGUGAGAGUUCCCUGAGGAAGUCCACUUUUGCAGUGACUUUAUUGACGACAAAGUCCACCUCCU
Molecule: messenger RNA, 830 nt
Organism: Protomyces lactucae-debilis
Lineage: Eukaryota; Fungi; Ascomycota; Taphrinomycetes; Taphrinales; Protomycetaceae
Product: HotDog domain-containing protein
Exons: 1
Coding region: 226-681 (151 amino acids)
Source: RefSeq, a predicted model, not a curated record